AUGUGUGGAUCGAAUGACGCCGUGUGUCUGCAUGGAGACUGCAUCGUGGAGACCACAGAAGGAGCCGCAUACGAGCGUUGCCAGUGCGAUUCUAUGUACUCUGGGACGCAGUGCAGCUUCCGAGCGGAAAUGGUGUAUUUGGAAGUGCCUUUGGCGUGCACGUUAAUGUUCAUCCUUCUGGGUAUUGGCGUCCUCGUGACUGGAAGGACGCUCGAGAGGCUGCGCUUCGAACAAGCUAAAAGGGACCCUUUUACGUUUCCAAGGGGCUGGAAGGACUCGCCAAGGUUAUUCUUUGGGGGUCAACUACUGCGUGGAAAGUGGACAGGGCCAACGCGAAAAGGAUUGCCUGCCAAACCCGCUAGAGGUCACGUUUUAGAGAAUAUCUUCAUCUUCUUCGUAAUUUUGAUGGAAUUUUUGCCGUGGGUGCAACUGGUAGCACUGAUGUUCUUACCCGUGGUUCCGUGGCCGAAAGAUAGUCGACGAAUGGCAGAAGUAUUGCAACUUUCGGUGCUGUAUCCGCUGUGGGGUCAUCUUGAUCCAAGCCAAUUCCCAACGUACAUGCUGUACCUGUCAUUAGUAUUCGUUCCUGGAGUUUUGCUGAUUGCUUGUAUGCUCGGUAUAAAGAGAUUUCCGCUGUUCAAGCCGCAGCCUAAGAACUCACCUGCCGAAGAUCUGUGCACGCUUGCGCUUCGUUUGUAUAGUGAAUGGGCUACUUUGCCCGUUAUGAUAGGGCUGCUGUUGCCCUUGGAGUGCGGAGUUAUCGGAUAUAGCAAGGUCGACGGAUCGAUAACAACGCUUCCUACGCUGAAUGGCUCUUCUGUUAUCUUGCUACAAUUGAACUGCGAAUCUUCACCUCCCGAACCAACAUUAUGGACACACGUUCGCUACACACGAGUGGUACAAGUUCUUAAAGCACCACUUGCAAUGGUAACUUGCCGAUGA
Molecule: messenger RNA, 942 nt
Organism: Phytophthora infestans T30-4
Lineage: Eukaryota; Oomycota; Peronosporomycetes; Peronosporales; Peronosporaceae
Exons: 2
Coding region: 1-942 (313 amino acids)
Source: RefSeq, a predicted model, not a curated record